This is a messenger RNA of Cryphonectria parasitica EP155, 1152 nucleotides long. RefSeq lists its product as uncharacterized. Lineage: Eukaryota; Fungi; Ascomycota; Sordariomycetes; Diaporthales; Cryphonectriaceae. Gene Ontology annotation, cellular component: nucleolus. Gene Ontology annotation, biological process: maturation of LSU-rRNA from tricistronic rRNA transcript (SSU-rRNA, 5.8S rRNA, LSU-rRNA). The record is from RefSeq and is a predicted model, not a curated record. The coding region runs from base 1 to 1152 and encodes 383 amino acids. Gene Ontology annotation, molecular function: RNA binding. The transcript is spliced from 4 exons.
AUGGCUCCAGAAUUGAGACCUAGAAGGUCUAAGGCCGAGCAAGCUACCCCAAAGGCCACUGGCAGCACCGUUACAGAGCCCAAGGAGACUCCCAAGAGUGCUUCCAAGGCAACCCAAUCUGCGCCUGUCUCGGCUGCUAAGACAGCAACAAAGACACCCAAGUCGGCCAAGAAGUCUGGGAAGAAGGCCGAGAAAGAGCCAGUCGAGAAGAAAGAUACGGUCAAGAAGGCUGAUGCUGAGGUCAUUGCUCCUCAUGAAGAGGAGCACUCGUCCUCUGAGGAGGAGGCUGAUGAGCAGACCAAAGCCCUUGUCCAGACUAUUGACAGUGGGGAUGAAGAUGGCCCUGGCUCUGGAGUUGUUCUCUUUGAGGAGGGCCAAGAUGUUGGCAAGAUUCCUGAGUUAUCUAACAAGGAAAAGAAGGCGGCAAAGAAGGCACUUGCUGCCUCGAAACAAAAGGAGGAUCCAGGUGUGGUCUAUGUCGGUCGUCUGCCUCAUGGUUUCUACGAACACGAGAUGAAGAGCUACUUCAGUCAGUUCGGCCCCAUCCGCAACUUGAGAGUUUCCAGGAACAAGAAGACUGGUCGGGCGAAGCAUUUUGCAUUUGUCGAAUUCGAGGAGCUCAGCACUGCUGAAAUUGUUGCCAAGACCAUGGACAACUAUCUCCUCUUUGGCCAUAUUCUCAAGUGCAGUGUCAUUCCGAAGGCACAAGUUCACGACGAACUCUUCAAGGGCGCUAAUAAGAGAUUCAAGCCCGUCCCAUGGAACAAGAUGGAAGGCAAGCAGAUGGAACGCCCGCUUCUUGAAGACAAGUGGGCGCGAAAGAUCAACAAGGAGAAAAAGAGGCGGGCUGAGAGGGCCAAGAAGCUGGAGGCCGUGGGCUACGAGUUCGAUACACCCGAGGUCAUGGAUGUCAAUGCUAUUCCCGCCAUUACUGCACCAGAGGCUACUGAGAGCAAGACUCUGGAGGCUGUUCAAGAUGCUCCCACGAAGACCAUCGAGGCGCCACCCGCCGUUGAAAUUGCUGAGGGCGAGGUUGCCGAGAAGGAGCAGGAGGCAACACCCAAGCCUGCGAAGCGUACCAGAGGCAGACCAGCCAAGACGCCUCAGAAGGCCACCAAGGGGGCGGCGACUCCUAGAAAGACGAGAGGCUAA